AAGCCUGGUGUCAAUCAUGUGACCCUUUUAAAACAACUCAAGGAUGGACUAGUGGAAAUAAUGAUAUUGAUGAUUGCAUUAGAGAGUUUCAACUUAAAAGUACAACAUAUGAAGAUGUGAUUGAGUGGAUUCCAUUUAAUAGGUUAUCAAACUUGCACAAGAUUGGAUCAAGUUUUCAAGCAUUGUGGUUAGAUGGUAUACGAAAAGUUGUAAAUCAUACACAGUCACGUACAUCACCUUAUUCAGUCGAAAUUGAGAAAUUUAAUUAUUCACAAAUCGAAACAUUAGAAUUUAUAAAAGAAUUUAAAAAUUACAUGCAAUUAAGAGAUAAACGUAAAAUAUACGGGAUAACACAGAGUACGACAACAAAAAAAUUCAUGAUUGUACUUGACAAUUUUUAUUACAAAAGGGAUAUUAAAUAUGGAAAAUGUACACAGUGCGAGAGACAUAAUACUUCAGAAGCCUGGUGUCAAUCAUGCGACCCUUUUAAAGCCACUCAAGGAUGGACUACAUUGUGGUUAGAUGGAAUUCGAAAGGUCGAAAAUAAUACACAAUCACGUACAUUAUCUUAUCCAGUUGAAAUUAAGAAAUUUAAUAAUUCACAAAUAGACAUAUUAAAAUUUAUAAAAGAAUUGAAAGAUAAUAAACGUAAACUUUACGGAGUAACACAGGAUACAACUAAUCAAUACAUGCUUGUUUUCAAUGAUUUUUAUUACAAAAGGGAUGUUAAAUAUGGAAAAUGUACACAGUGCGAGAGACAUAAUACUUCAGAAGCCUGGUGUCAAUCAUGUGACCCUUUUAAAGCCACUCAAGGAUGGACUAGCGGGAAUAUAGAUGUUGAUAACUGCAUUAAAGAAUCCCAACUUAAAAAUACCAAAUAUGAAACCGUUAUUGAGUGGAUUCCGUUUAAUAGGUUAUCUAACUUAAGGAAUCCGUUGAGUAGAUGGACAAACAAUGUAGAACCAGAGGUCGAGGCACUAUGGUUAGAUGGAAUACGAAUGGUUAAAAAUAAUAUAAAGUCACGUUCUGUAUUAUAUGCAGUUUAUCUUAAGGAAUUUAAUUCAAAAAUGGACGUAUUGGAAUUUAUGAAGUAUUACAUGCGAUCGGAAUUUAAUGAACGUAAACUAUGUGGAAUAACACAGGAUACAACAACCAAUCAAUAUAUGGUUGUAUUUGAUGACUUUUAUUACAAAAGGGAUAUUAAAUAUGGAGAAUGUACACAAUGCAAGAGGUAUAAUACGUCAGAAGCCUGGUGUCAAUCAUGUGACCCUUAUAAAGCAACUCAAGGAUGGACUAGUGGAAACAAGGAUAUCGAUAACUGCAUUAGAGAGUUUCAACUUAAAAGUACAACAUAUGAAGAUGUGAUUGAGUGGAUUCCAUUUAAUAGGUUAUCAAACUUGCACAAGAUUGGAUCAAGUUUUCAAGCAUUGUGGUUAGAUGGUAUACGAAAAGUUGGAGAUAAUACACAGUCACGUACAUUAUCUUAUUCAGUCGAAAUUAAGAAAUUUAAUUAUUCACAAAUUGACACAUUAGAAUUUAUAAAAGAAUUAAAAAAUUAUGCACAAUUGAGGGAUAUUGAACGUAAAAUAUUUGGAAUAACACAGGAUACAACGACUGAUCAAUACAUAAUUGUAUUUGAUGACUUUUAUCAUCGAAGGAACUUCGUAUAUGGAAAAUGUGCACAGUGCAAGAGAUAUAAUACUACAAAAGCCUGGUGUCAAUCAUGUGACCCUUUUAAAACAACUCAAGGAUGGACUAGUGGAAAUAAUGAUAUUGAUGAACUCAUUAAAGAAGCACAACUUAAAAGUACCGAAUAUGAAAAUGUAAUUGAAUGGAUCCCCUUUAAUAGGUUAACUAAUUUGAAAAAAAUAGGAUUAAAUUUUCAAGCAGUGUGGUUAGAUGGGAUACGAAAUGUCAGAAAUAAUACGCAGUCACGUUUAUUAUCACAUACAGUUGAACUUAAAAAAUUUAAUGAUUCACAAAUUAACACAUUAGAAUUCAUAAAAAAUUAUAAAAAUUAUGUGCAAUUUAAGAAUAAUGAAUGUAAACUAUACGGAAUAACACAGGAUGCAGCGACUAAUCAUUAUAUGAUUGUAUUCGAUGAUUUUUAUCAUCGAAGAGGUAUUUCAGACGGAGAAUGUCCAAAUUGCGAGAGAAGUAAUACUUCAAAAGCCUGGUGUCAGUCAUGUGACCCUUUUAAAACCACUCAAGGAUGGACUAGUGGAAAUAGGGAUAUCGAUAAGUGCAUUAAAGAGUUUCAACUUAAAAGUACAAGAUAUGAAAAUGUAAUUGAAUGGAUUCCGGCCAAUAUGUUACUUAACUUGCAAAAAAUAGGAGAAUCAAAAUUUAUAGCACUAUUCAUAGAUGGGAUACGAAAAGUCAAAAAUAAUUCACAGUCACGUACCUUAUCAUGUGCUAUUAAACUUGAGAAAUUUGAUGAUUCACAUAUUGAUACGUCAAAUUUUAUAAAAAAAUUUAAAAAGUAUAUGCAAUUGAUAAAUAAUGAAAGCAAACUAUACGGAAUAAUGCAGGAUACAACAACUGGCCAAUACAUGAUUGCAUUUGAUGAUUUUUAUUACAAAAGAGAUAUUAUAUAUGGAAAGUGUAUACACUGUGAAAGAUAUAAUACUUCAGAAGCCUGGUGCCAGUCGUGUGAUCUUUUUGAAACUAUUCAAGGAUGGACCAGUGGGAAUAAUGAUAUCGAUGAGUGUAUUAAAGAGUUUCAACUUAAAACUACUAAAUAUGAAGACGUCAUUGAGUGGAUUCCUUUUUAUAAGUUAUCAAACUUGCAAAAUAUAAGAGAAUUCGAGUUUAGGGCACAGUGGUUAGACGGAAUACGAAAGGUCGAGUCACGUAAACUAUCACGUUCACAAGUUAAUACAUUAGAAUUUGUACAGUCACGCACGUUAUCACAUGAGGUUGAACUUAAAAAAUUGAAUAAUUCCCAAAUUGACGCAUUAGAAUUUAUUAAAAAAUUUAAAAAUUUUAUGCAAUCGAAGGAUAGUAAACUUAGAUUAUACGGAAUAACAAAAGAUACAACAACUAAUCAAUAUAUGAUUGUAUUUGAUGGUUUCCAUCAUGGUAGAGAUAUUAUAUAUGGAAUCUGCGCACAUUGCAAUAGAUAUAAUACUUCAGAAGCCUGGUGUCAAUCGUGUGACCCUUUCAAAGUAACUCAAUGA
Messenger RNA from Acaulospora morrowiae, 3179 nucleotides. The record is from the annotation of a GenBank genome assembly. NCBI's taxonomy places the organism in Eukaryota, Fungi, Glomeromycota, Glomeromycetes, Diversisporales, Acaulosporaceae.